Molecule: messenger RNA, 5640 nt
Organism: Salvelinus fontinalis (brook trout)
Lineage: Eukaryota; Metazoa; Chordata; Actinopteri; Salmoniformes; Salmonidae
Gene: tcf3a
Product: transcription factor 3a
Exons: 21
Coding region: 596-2554 (652 amino acids)
Biological process (GO): regulation of transcription by RNA polymerase II
Cellular component (GO): transcription regulator complex
Molecular function (GO): DNA-binding transcription factor activity, RNA polymerase II-specific; RNA polymerase II cis-regulatory region sequence-specific DNA binding; protein dimerization activity
Source: RefSeq, a predicted model, not a curated record
ACUCUUCAGUUUUCCGAGGUCUCCUUCCGCAAAUCAACGUAGUUCGCAUGGCUUGCGAUAAAAAAAACAUGACAUUUUAAUGCAACGACAAUUACACUGAUGCUGUACAGUAUUUGAGUUGAUCUCCAUAUACAAUUGUUACAGGAUGAUUAUCAAAAAUGUGUGUCUGGUUGUAGGGCGUUUGAAAUAGGACACCGCUGGUCAUUUAACGUUCUCGUACGCCGCGGAAGGAUACUCUUUUGGAACCGACAAUGUGGAGGCUGUUAAAAUGUCUACUCGGAAGAUGAAAUGGUUACAAUUGUAGCAACUAAAAUUAUCGCAUGAUAUAUCACAAGAGUUAUGAAUCUAUUUGCAAUCAUUGUUUCAUUUUCGUGACGUGGACUGUAUAACGAACCAAGGGUUUGGUAGAACACACGAUAUCGUCGUUUGGUCUUCGUCUACAGUCCGGAGUACGGAGAGGGAAUCUAUCCCCAACUUUAUGUUUUUCUCUCUACUCCAAGCGUUCAUUUUUUCCCGUUGGAUGCCACAUAAUUGAAUAGAGGUUACUGAAAGUCAAUUGCUGAGACUGUGAGGGCCUAAGGAACAGCAGCAGAGAAUGGCUACAGUGGGGACAGACAAGGAGCUCAGUGACCUGCUGGAUUUCAGCGCGAUGUUUGCACCGCCGGUGUUGAAUGGGAAGAACAGGCCCACCACUCUAGCCAGCAGCCAGUUCGGAGGCACUGGUAUGGAUGAGCGAAGCGGUUCUACCCCCUGGGCAUCUGGAGAACAGAACAGCCCUUCCUUCAACCAGGGACGGGGUUAUGGUGAAGGAACUCAUUACAAUGAGCAUGAAUGCCUGGCUUCCACCCCUAUGUUCGGCUCAGGAAUUGUGGGCAAAGCUGAGCGAGGACCCUACUCUUCUUUUGGAGCACAGCCGGGCUUUAUGCCCAGUGAGAUGCCCAUGCCCAGUCCUGAUGCCCUGUCCCCCUCGGGUCUGAAGUCUGGCUCCCAGUUCUACCCCUCCCAGUUCAAUCCUCGCAGGAGAUCCACCCAGGAGAGCAUGGAUGGCCAGCCAAAAAAGAUCAGGAAAGUUCCCCCUGGCCUGCCCUCUUCAGUGUAUGCGUCAGCCUCAGGAGAGGACUAUAACAGAGACGGUGCAGGGUAUCCUGCCUCCAAGCCUGGGAACGUGGGCUACCCCGGCUCCUUCUAUAUGCAAGAAGGUCUGCACCCCUCCCCUGACCCGUGGAGUUCUGCCGGGCCGAUGGGGCAGCCGGGCUACUCUGCUGUGCUGGGUAACUCCCCUCACCUGGGCCAGCCCGCCCCCUUCACCGCCAUCAACCCCCAGGACAGACUGAAGCGCCAGCCGUUGCCACUCUCGCCCCAGAACUACCCCCUUCACGGCAGCGAGGUGAACGGGAGCUUUCACCCUGGGUCCACUGGCUACGGAGUCCCCAACCACACACCCCCCAUCAACGGAACAGACAGCAUCAUGGCCAACCGGGGAACAGCUCCACCUAGCUCAGGAGAUGAGAUCGGCAAAGCCCUGGCAUCAAUUUAUCCUUCGGACCACAACAGCAACACCUUCCCUUCAUCUCCAUCUACUCCAGUGGGCUCUCCCCAGGCCAUAGCAGGUUCUGCCUCUCAGUGGUCCCGGGGCUCGGGACAGGCCACACCCUCUCCAAACUUUGAGGGAGGACUGCAGGCUCUGCAAAACAAAAUGGAGGACCGCCUGGAGGAGGCAAUCCACGUUCUGCAGCGCCACGCCGGGGGACAGGGGGGCCCAGGGGGGCUGACUGACAUGCACAGCCUCCUCAGCGCUGGGAUAGGAGGUCUUGCCCAGGCCUUCAACAACGCUGGCCUGGGACUGGCCAACAGACUGCCCAACCUGAUGUCCAACCACCAUGAGGACUCUGCUGGUCCGCCCUCUAGUGGUCCUGGUCUGCAUGGUCACAAUGGCCCUCCCUCAGCCCAGCCUGGCAGCCAGCCUGAGGGCUUCACCAGCCUCUCCCGCUCCACACACUCGUCCAGUGGCGCCGACAUCAAAAGGGAGGACAAGGAGGAUGACGAGAACUCCUCCGUGGCUGACAAGUCAGAGGACGAGAAGAAAGACUCGAAGGCCCGCCCCCGAACAAGAGAGACGUUCUCCUUCCAGACCUUCUCUUCCUCCCUAUCAGACACGGGAGCAGACAGCAGCUGCAGCGUGGCCUCGCCCAGCGACGACAACCUGACGGCAGAGGAGAAGGAGAAGCGUGAGCGGGAGCGCCGCUCGGCCAACAACGUCCGGGAGAGGGUGCGCGUGCGCGACAUUAACGAGGCGUUCAGGGAGCUGGGCCGGAUGGUGCAGGUGCACCUGCGCGGCGACAAGGCCCAGACCAAACUCAUCAUCCUGCAGCAGGCCUCGCAGGUCAUUAUGGGCCUGGAGAAGCAGGUCCGAGAGCGUAACCUGAACCCCAAGGCAGCGUGUCUGAAGCGGAGGGAGGAAGAGAAGGUUUCGGGGGUGGACCCCCAGAUGCAGAUGGGAGGGGGGCACCCCGGGUUAGGCGGCGAUGGACACAACUCUGUGAACCAUAUGUAACACCCAGCUCCUGUUGAUUGUACAGCUCUUAGAAGACGUGGCCUUAUUGUCUUAUUAUGCAUCUCAGUGGGCGUCAAUCCACAAAGGUGCGCUCUCGAUAUAGCACAUAUAGUGGAGAAGCGCAUACACACACACACACAACUGACAAAGCCAGUGGCCACAUUCCUGACCAUGAACACCCCUAUACACCAGAGAUUUGAAGAAUAUUUACAGUUAACACACCCUGAACUCCAAGGAGAGACUGGGCCACAGAAAGAGGAAAUUUAAACUCAAUGAUUUUCUGCCUAAUGGUCAUGUUUUUGUAAGACAUUUUGAGAAGUUGCUUUACAUGUUGGGAGCAAAAUUUGUUUGGAUCAAAUAGUAUUUUUGGAUCAAUUGCUCAUGUGAGCAACAGGAUUUUGUGUCCUUUGGGUAGUCAUCUGCCAUUCCCACCCUGAAAAGAAGGUCAUAGUUUCAUUACAAGCAAAGGUGACACCAGAAUCUAACCUGUGAGUAACUAUGUGCCUGAUAUACAUGCAUAACGCCAAGGCUUGGGAGAGUUAGAAUUGUCGUCACCCCCACCAUUUUUUUCCUCAAAUGGCUGAAACACAGUACAGUUUGAGGUAUCCAGCCACCCCACCAGAAUGUAAAAGACUGGACAGUCAUAGUGAUGAAGGGACACUUAUUGAAUCGGCAGGCACAGUGCUGUUAUAUAGCACAAUGGUUUAAAAAAGUUUCUGCCCUCUCGUAAGGGCUGACAGGCCUGUCUGAAGGAUUUGUAUGGUGGGUAUUUAUUUGAUCCAGGAAUCCUACAAACCUUCCGUUUUUGUCCUCUUCAUCUGUUUGUUGCUACUGCCAUGGGUGGAGUGGAAGCACUCCCAGUGAGGAAGGUGUCCCCACCCACCAACACAUACAGAGACCCAGGACAGGUCAUGACUCGCUACUAGCUGAGAACCACUUCCGGUUCACCUACUUUUCAACAGGAUCACACAGUCAUCUCAAGACUUCCUCACUCUGACUUGGGGAGAUUGGACUGAAACAUGCAGGAAGUGUGUGUGUGCUCUGAACCAGAGCAAGCCUCUCCCCCUCCACUGCCACUCCCUUACCCUUCUUUACCCCUCCUGUUCUGCCUCCAUUUCAGCCAGGCCAUGUGGAUGCAUGGUCAGUACCCUCUGCCCCAAACUGAGUCAAACACCUGCCUUCAUUUCUUUCUCUUCCCGUUUGUGGAGCAAGUGUCAUCAGUUGGCAAGGCAAACCUAUAUGGCCAUGUCAUGCGUACUUAAAGAUUUUAUGUACGACAUAAGGAAAUGUCUGUUUUUUAAGUAGACUACAGUUAUUUCGACGAGUAUGGAAGGAAUAAUGGUUGGACUUCAAGAGGGUUGGUUUUUGUGGAGUGGGUCCUGAAAUAUCAAAGCGAUCUUCCCUUGAAUGCGUUCAACUGCCAUCUAUGGACAACAAUUUUUGUUCCUUAAAUUACAGGAAGCAUUGGGCGUUUUGAACAAUUUAUAAAGUCUGUAAGGAUCCUCCUUUUUGUAGAAGUGAUGUGUUAUUUUUUAUUUUUUUUAUUUUGUAAUAUAGCUGUAUGAGUUUUCUUUUGGAUUGCAUUUAUUUUUGUUUACCUUGUUUAAAUGUAAGAACUCUCAUUUUAGAUGCCAGGAACAAACUAUCUCUUUUUCCAUCCCAAACGUAGUAAUCUCUUUUUUUAUGAUGACAAAAGCAAGAAGUGCCAGUUGCUAAGGGGUGAAAGUAGUAAACGCCAACACUCCAAAUAAGGCUACAAUAUCCACCAACUAUUUUGGAAGUACAGGUCAUUUGGAGAUGGUCUGUAUAAAUCAUUUAAACCAGUUACUACUUCAUACUUACUAUCAAAGGAUAUGUCAAAGUAUUGGCAAGCUUUGUCACUCAAACAUUUAAGUGCAAACUCUGAUAUUGUUGAAAAAGGAACAACGUAUUACGUUUUUCAUACCAGUUUCAUUUUAUGGCAAUCCUUUUCAGCUUGCUAGGUUUUUGACUUUGGUAUCAUUCUUAGUAGUUACUCACCAGGCCUGAAAAUGUCACUGUUGAAACUUCACUGUGAUUGUCACUGCAUGCGUGGCUUUCCAAGAGAACCUUUUACAGAUAUAGACGAUUGACAUGGGAGGGAAGUGUUUCAGUACAUAUAAAAAAUCUAAAGUAAUGUUUUUGACCCUUUUCCUCUGUUUCUCAGUUAGUGAUGGGCAUCCCUGAACAACUGAGUCCACUUUGAUUUACUGAGCCCUAUUACCAGUUUCUAGAAUUUAAUGGAUAUGAGUGUUUCCAGACCUGUUAUCUUCCGUAUAAAACAUUGAUUUAGACAACACUCAGAGUACCAUAUCCUUCCUUAAUUUUUUUUUUUUUUUUAACAUUCUCAACUUUGUUUUCUACUAACUAGGGCAGAGACAUUUUUGUUUUGAUAUGAAAAAUGUGAAAUUGACAUGUUCAGUAUGUACCUAUACAAGACCUGGCCAGUUGAUGUUAUAGAGAUCAACUAAACAGUAUUUUUUUCCCUGCAGAGUGAUACUGAAUUGCAACAGUAUUUUCUCAGUUUGGCCUGUUUGUCUUUCAUAAUAACCAUCCUCCAGAUGAAAACCCUAAGCUGCCAUUGGUUCUUCUGUCUCACAGAAGACACAUUGUUUUGGGAUUUAUAUAUAUUUAAAAAAUGAUCUGAAAACUGAACAUUGCUGAUGUUAUUUGUGUUAAUUUUUGUUAAUAUUAAACUGCAAAUGUUGAGUACAGUAUCCUUAACUUCCCUUGUCAAAACGCACAACUAGUAUUUUGCCUGCGGUCUCAUGGUCUGCCAAUCUCUGCCCCUUCAACAGACGGUCACACUGCUACAAAACCAACUGUCGCUCUUACAUUGGGGACAGAAUCCAUUUGUCCUCAAAGUGCCUCCAGUUUCCUAUUUUUUAUAUAUAUAUAUCUAUAUAUAUAUAUAUAAAGUAGAUAUUGAGAACUGUCAUGUAUAUAACAGUAAUGUAGCAAUAAAUGUGCCAUUUUUAACAGAAAUAUACCUUUUUUUCAAUGUCUGUCUUUUUGAGCUUGUAUACCUAAAUGAGAAAAAAAAACAUUGUAAUAAAGGGUUGAAAACA